AUCUUUAUUUUUUGAGUUAGAGAUUAGCUCAAAGAGAGAUGAAGUUUGAAGUUGAAAUACUCUCCAAAGAGAUUAUUAAACCAUGCUACCCCACUCCCAGCCACCUUCGCAAUUACCAACUCUCCUUCCUAGACCAACUACAUGGCCAUAAUCACAUAUCUUUUGUUAUGUUCUUUCCACACAAUUCUGAAAGCCAAAAUGUUACUGAAAUAUCCCACAAGCUUAAGAAAUCCUUAUCCCAUGUCUUAAGCCGGUAUUAUCCAUUAGCCGGACGACUAAAAGAUGAUCUAUUUGUCAAUUGCAACGACGAGGGCAUCCCUUUUUUGGAAGCACAAGUCAAUUGUGAGCUGUCGGAUGUUGUUCAAAAUCCAGAUCCCCAUGAUCUCCACAAGUUCAUUCCUUUUGAGCUAGAUGACAAAGUUGAUAUACUACUUGGCAUCCAACUCAAUAUCUUCAGCUGUGGCGGGGUAGUAAUUGGUUCUCGUUUUAGUCACAAAAUUGAGGACGCUUUAUCAACUUUGAUGUUCCUCAAAUUCUGGGCAGCUGCUACUCGUGGAGGCGAUGAUGAGGACUCGAAUGCGGUUUCACCACAGUUUGUAUCUGCCACACAUUUUCCACCAAAGGAUGUUGAACAAGUCGUUGACGAUCCAAAAGUCAAUUUCUUGAUGAAGAAUGUCAUAACAAAAAGGUUUGUGUUUGAAUCAUCUAAACUAGAGGCUCUUAAAGAAAAAUUUAGGGACAAAACUAGAAUCCCUUCACGUGUGGAGGCCUUGUCUGCUUUCAUAUAUGCUCGGGUAUUUGUUAAAGCUUUAGAUGAAAUCAAUUAUGAAGAUAAGGAUAGUUAUGAUGGAAUUGCGAGGCAAGCGAUGAGAGAGCUAAUGAUUAAUGGCAGUGGCAAAGAGCACGUGAAGAAUCUGCAAGAGGGUGUUGAUCAAGGGUUGAGUUUCUUAAAAGAACAUGCUGUGGAAUUCGCCAAAGGAGACGUAGUUCCUCUUAACUUCACAAGUUUUUGUAGAUUUUCUCUGUAUCAGGAUUUUGGUUGGGGAAAGCCAUCUUGGGUAGGGAAAGUUCCUCUACCGUUCAAGAAUUUUAUUGUUUUCAUGGACACUAAAACGUGUGAUGGAAUCGAAGUUUAUAUUGACUUGGAGAAAGAUGAUAUGGCAAGGCUUGAAAUCGACGAUGAGUUCCUUUCAUUUGUCUCAAGUACUUAGCAAGGGGAAAAAAAAGUGAGGCUUUUCUUUAGUUUUUGUUAUCAGUAGAUGGUUGAAUUCUAAAGAAAACACGUGACAUUAAAGUAUGUUCUUCUUUUCUUUUUUUUAAAAAAUGAUAGUUGUGCGUCACAUGUGAUGCAAAAAGGGAAUUAUCAUAUAGCUCAUUAAUUUAUUGAAAUUUUAUGAAAAAUAUCAUUAGUUUGUAAUUC
Humulus lupulus (European hop) is the source of this 1420-nucleotide messenger RNA. RefSeq names its product vinorine synthase-like. The transcript is spliced from 2 exons. The record is from RefSeq and is a predicted model, not a curated record. Bases 39 to 1211 code for a protein of 390 amino acids. Lineage: Eukaryota; Viridiplantae; Streptophyta; Magnoliopsida; Rosales; Cannabaceae.